Molecule: messenger RNA, 1715 nt
Organism: Amphimedon queenslandica
Lineage: Eukaryota; Metazoa; Porifera; Demospongiae; Haplosclerida; Niphatidae
Exons: 4
Coding region: 116-1468 (450 amino acids)
Source: RefSeq, a predicted model, not a curated record
ACAUGGCCCAGUGCUUGUCACAUAGCACAGUGCUUUUGAGGAUCUCUUCCUGCUGCCUUGCUAAGUUUGCUGUACUCAAGAGUCUAUAGUGUGCUACUGAUUAACUGUUGUUAGUAUGGCAGAUCUGAUUGAGGAGCCUAAUUGUAAAAGACCACAUUUAAUAGGCAAUACACCUAUAAGUCAAAGUACAAAUGAACAUGACCAGUUUGACUUUCUAAAGAUGAAAAAGCUUAUUGCAAGUAUAAAAAGUCUUGAGGAGAGCAUCCAAGAACAGAAAGACAGACGAAAUGUAUUAUUUGCUGAGAUAUCCCAAGCCAAGUCCGAAUCAGAUGAAUCAGUAUUAAAGCUUGUCUCAGAUAUUAUAAAGGAUUUGAAAAAGUACAAAGAAGAAUGGGAAUCUAGAAUGAAAGAGCUGACACAUUUUCAUGACAGUUUUGGAUUCAAUGUUGAGGAAUCUUGCAAGUUGUCUUUUUGUCUUGUGGAUUUGUUUUAUCCAACCAUAUUGGAAAUAUCUGUUGUUAACGAAAAUAUGGGAGCCAAAAUUUCACCAAGUAUCUUGCCACCGUUACUAACACCGGUUACUACGAAAAGUCGUGAUGCCAGUGGCGAGUAUAAUAUACUAGCCACUGGUAAAUAUAUAUAUUUUUUCAAUAAAGUUAUAGCUGCAACAAAUGCUCGUUCAUCUCAUUUUCAAGAACUUUUCCCAAUAAAAACUGCAGCACCGAAUAUAGAAGUUACAUACUGCCCAGAAUUUGUUCCGCCGAAAUCGUUCCUUGCAGAUUGUGACAAUAAAGAAUUGGUGACCAGCAUUUUAGUGGAUGUUAUACCACAACUGUUUGUCCUACGUACUUCCUUAAAGACAGAAAAAGCCAUCAAGGAUGUUUUUAUUCAAACUAUGCGCACAGAUGUCCACUUUGACACAUUAGCAGUGAAAGGUCUGAAAGUCAGCAAGGAUGCAUACUUUGGACGUUGGCUGAAGAUACACUAUGGAAACAAGUUUCUCAUUAAGGACAAUGAGUGUUUGACAGAACUACCUGUGACACUGCACCAAUCAUCUCGGCCUGACUUUUGUCUUUUGCCCAAAUCAAAUAGCUUUUCUGCAGUGUCUGUAUCAACCCAACCAGAAGAGGAUGAGGACCCUGAGCAGAUUUCCAUAUCAUCAGAAGAGGAGCAGGAGGGUGUUGAAGAAGAGGAAUAUAGUAAAAAGCAAAAGGCUCAGGCACUCGCAAAUAUGGUUGCAGUUGUGGGAUUUCUCGUAACUAAUGCCAUCGUAGAAGAUAAAAAGUUCCAUAAAAUUACUAUUUAUGGACUACAGUGCUGCUAUAUAGAUGACUGUGCUUCAUUAAUGAAGUUAGUUUUAGAUUUUAAGAAGAAUGUUUCGCAGCUAUUUGAAUAUAAAGGCACACAGCGUAUUGGAGACCAGAUUGCACGGGUCAGUGCAAUAAUAGAGAAGGAAAGUCAACUGUAAUCUUUACUUGAGUAACAGUUACCUCGGUGUUAUUAUUAAUAUUAUUGUAUAUAAUCAAGUUAAACCAUAAUUAUCACUAUUGUUACCUCUCUAUUUCACUCUUCCUUUUUAUUAUUAUUGUUGUUGGAGUAAUAAUACAAUCAAGUUCAACUAUAAUUAUUAUCAUUAUUGUUAUCUGUCUUUGUCUGUCCAUUUUAUUCUUCUUUCUAAUCAUUUUCAUGAUAAUGAUUUAAUCAUCGACUAAUAA